Molecule: messenger RNA, 1927 nt
Organism: Monomorium pharaonis (pharaoh ant)
Lineage: Eukaryota; Metazoa; Arthropoda; Insecta; Hymenoptera; Formicidae
Product: U3 small nucleolar RNA-associated protein 15 homolog
Exons: 5
Coding region: 90-1664 (524 amino acids)
Biological process (GO): rRNA processing; positive regulation of transcription by RNA polymerase I
Cellular component (GO): nucleolus
Molecular function (GO): protein binding
Source: RefSeq, a predicted model, not a curated record
GACUUACGACAUUCAUUGUAAACCAGGCCUUAGCAGUUUGCCGGUGUUUUGAUACAGACGUGAGUUAUUUUUAUAAAUUUGUUAUAAACAUGACGUCGUUCAAGAAAAUAAAUACUAAAGUAUUUGCUAGAACAGGGCCGGAGUUAACCGAAGAUAAUAUAUAUUGGAAGAAAUAUACACCUCCUGUUUUAAUAAAGGAGUUUGGUCUGAUAGACUACAUUGAUUUCUCACCAGUAGAGCCACAUUAUUUCGCGGUGACCUGCUCAGUACGGGUGCAACUGUAUAAUCCUAUCACCAAACUGGUCACAAAAACUUACAGCAGAUUCAAAGAAGCUGCAUAUGGAGGUUGUUUUCGCAGGGAUGGCAAGCUGUUGUGCGUCGGUGGAGAGGAACCGAUGGUUAGACUUUUCAAUAUUGGUUCCAAUAGCAUGUUACGGGUCUUCUCUGGACACAAACGUGCGGUGCACCGAGUUUUCUUCACAGCUGACGACCUUCACAUUGCUUCGUUCUCAGACGAUAAGACUGUAGCAUUAUGGGACAUACCUAGUGAGAAGCAGUUAAUAACCUUCAAUGAACACACGGAUUAUAUUAGAGCUGGUGCAGUAAGCCCUGUGUCCACCGACAUCUUGCUAUCUGGCGGAUAUGACAAGAUUGUAAAUAUGUAUGACACCAGAACGAAUAAGAAGAUAUUUAGUGUUAAUCAUGAUGCACCAGUGGAAAGUUUACUCUUUUUGCCGACUGGGGGAAUAUUCCUGUCUGCAGGUGGAACAGAUAUCAAAGUGUGGGACGCUCUCGCGGGUGGUAAAUUGCUCGCAAAAAUCACGCAACAUCAUAAAACUGUAACUUGCCUGAAAAUUGCCUCCAAUGGUCAUAGAAUAUUGUCUGGAUCGUUGGACAGGCACGUUAAAGUAUAUGAUGCUGGAACAUAUAAAACUCUUCAUGCUUUGGACUAUCCCAAUGCGGUUCUCAGCAUAGGAAUUAGUGCAGGUGACGAAACUGUCGUAGCCGGUAUGGUAGACGGUUUGAUUUCCGUUAGGAGACGUGAGGAAGACGUGAAAGACGUGAUAAAACCGAAACGCAAAAAGGUAUCUUACAGAAACGCGGGCGAAAACUUACAUGUACGGAGUGUCGACGUAGUUGUCCAGCAGGAGGUCAAAGAGAUAAUGAGUAAGCACGACGCCUGUUUGCGAAAGUUUCAAUAUAGUAAGGCGCUCGACUGCGUAAUGAUGAGUUACGUAGUCAACAAAACGCCGCAUGUUACCGUGGCGCUUACACAAGAACUUAUUAGGCGUGAGGGUUUAAAGCGAGCCUUGGCCGGUAGAGACGGCAAAUCACUGGUUAAUAUUAUUAAGUUUUUGAACAAAUACAUCGGCAGCAUUCGUUUUGGAAGAGUGUUGUUGCAUGUAGCGAAUGUGUUAUUAGACGUAUAUGAGGAUCAUUUGGAUGAACUGUCAGAAGAAGCACGAAAAAUGUUCGCUAUACUGUCGCAAAAGUUACAGGAGGAAGAGCAAUUAAUUCUAGCCUUGACACAAUUGCAAGGUUCAAUGCAGACGAUUUUGUCCAGUGCUGAAACGUCUUCUUUGCCUGCUAUAAAGGAAAGUCGAAGUUUGGAACCAUCAAACGCUGCUCAAACGGAACGUAAUAUUGUCUUAAAUAUAGUCUAAAUAUAAUUUAUAUAAAAUCACCAAUUUUAAAAUAAUUUUUUGUAAAAUAGGUUUUUUGUACAUAAUUUUACAAUAUUAAAUUUCUCAAAAUAAGUAAACAAGCAACGGUUUAAACUUUUUUGUUAAUGAAUGAAGAAUAGCAAAAUUCAAUCUCUCAAUUAAAAUAACAUUUCUUUCCAUAUAUAUGACAAUUUUUGCAAUAGUGAAAAACUUUAUCGUAAUGUAUACAAGUCGCAUGGCUUGAUUAAAAUAUUCUAGCAAAU